Messenger RNA from Paramuricea clavata, 8563 nucleotides. Lineage: Eukaryota; Metazoa; Cnidaria; Anthozoa; Malacalcyonacea; Plexauridae. The record is from the annotation of a GenBank genome assembly.
AUGUUUAUUAGCAACUCUACAUUCCUUCUUUUGACAAUUUUAGAGGAUAUCAAAUUUGUUAAAAAACCAACAAGCAACCACAAUAUCACCAAAGGCUCGUCAUUCUCCUUAUACUGCAAGGUCGAGUCGUCUCGGCAAGUCAAAUACAAAUGGAGACUAAAUGGUCGUGAUUUAAAAUACGAUGACAAUCACAAUUGGUUUGAAACCGUGAACAGAUUGCUCAUUCAAAAUGUAAACGUAGGUAUAUUUGUUACUUUUGUAGCGUAAAGUACAUGUACUUAACACGUUCGCUCGGGUUGAAAGCUUAUAAAUUUGCUUAUAUAUAUGCAGCUAUUGCAUACGUAGCCUACGGCCAAUUAUAUCAGACCGAAUUGUUCGUUUUUUAUUCGUUUCUUGAAUUAACGUUUAAAUUCUGGUAUUCGAGCUGGAACGUAAGUUCGUCCCAUGGUAAUCUGGUACGUCUGCUUCGCAAUCAUUGCAGAACUCAAUUCAAAUAUGUAAUUGAUGUAAACAUUGUUGACAAAACUAAGACAAAUAUUUUGUGUGUUCACAGCGUAAGCGGAAAUUCGUCAUAUACCAAAAUACAAAAUUUAUACAUAUAGGUUGUUCGGAAUUCUUAUUUAGACUACUGAUAACUUCCAGACCUUGGAUAUACCCUCGCGAAAAAAAUCUAUAGGUGCCUAUAGGAAUGGUCCAAUUCCCUCGGCCUAAUACGGGGUGUAUAAAAAAAUGUACACUCUUUCAAAUUCAAAUUGGCCAUAACCUUUUUAAUAUUCGUUACUCUGCAGUAAGCUGGCCCAUUUUAUGUCUUAUACGCAGACUUGAAAUAAUGAUGCUUAAAUUGAACAUUUUUCUUUGAGUUGUGUAUUUGUUCAUACAAAUGGAAAUUAUGCUAGUUCAUACAAAUGGAAGUUAUGCUAGGGGAUACUACAGUAUUUUACCUCGCCGUUUAAUAUUCGUAUACGAUCCUUGAGAAGACGGUCGUACCUACUAGUUAUUGUUACUGCGUUACUAGUUUCUGGAAAUCGAGAUGAUCAUUGUUAGACGAUUUAUUAUAGACAAAAGAGAAGGUAAAAGUAAACGAUUUACAAAGACGCAGAGCUUCAAUCAUGCAGACACAUUUUGGAAUUUCUCCAGGAAAUGCCGAACUCACAAAUAUAGUGACAGUUCGAAAACUAUAAUGCGAUAAAAGUGAAAGUUCAACAACACUUCAUGUUAAGCUCGUACGUAGACCACCCUCACACACAAGGAAUGAAUAUGUUCCUUGAUGAUGAUUAAUUAACAAGGCUGAAAGAAAUUGAACAAUAUCGUCUGCUGCAGAUUAAUGUGUUCAAUAUUACAGUAUAGUGUUUGUAAAUAUUAACUUUGAAAUACUGUAGAUAUAAACAUCGCACCAUUGUUCCCACUUAUACCCAUAUAUUCUAAGGAAUAUUUCAUGCAAAAUCGCAAUUAAUGCCAGAAGGGAAAUAAUCGCGGUGUCAAUUACAUACCAGCAACAACUGAAUAUUUUGUGAUAUAAAGAAACCAUCUUUGAAUGGUGGGAAGACUUGUAUUUUUUCAAAUUGAAUAAGCUUAAUUUAAAUUAGGACCUUCCGUUCUGAAAAAUAUUACUCUCAUAGAUGAUUUUUCCGUGCUAACGUAUUGUUCUUCAAUUUUCUCUUAGGAGAGUGACAGUGGGCGAUAUGAAUGCGUUGCAUACCUUCCCCAAACGCAAAAGAUGGAGCGCAGUGUCACAGCCAGCGUUCUUGUCACGGGUAUUGUUAUGAGUUACAAAUAUGCUUUAAUUUACUCAUUUUCCAUCAGGGCCCUAAUUCGGCCGAGUGGCUUAGCCAGGUGCCCCCGCUCCAAUGAUCUCCAAAAGUGAACAGUUCUAGAGCUGUGCAAACUCUAGAGCUGUGCAAAAUAUGCCGGAGCUCCGGCUCCGGCGCACGGCUCCAAACAGUUCUUUCGUUAGUUAGAAUCCAGGCAAAAAAGUGCGUGGUUCCAUUUUCUGGAAUAACAAUAAAAACACCUGGCUUCUUUUUUCGUUAUGAUUUUUCUUCGGAACCCUUCUCAGAAUGUACAUGAAACAUAUGUUGUUCUAGAGACCGUAGAAAUUUCUCCAGCUAGGAAAGCAUGGCUGCCCACUGUUAGGAAUCUAAAAUAUGUUUGUGAAAAAGUCAAGAACCUAGCUACGCCUUUCAAUACCGAUUAUGAUACACACUGUAUAGUAUUACAAUUUUCAUUAAUAAUUCACGAAGAUAGGCCUACACACAAACGAAAUCAUGGUUCGUGAUGGAGCUUGUAUUUCUGAUGCUAAAUCCUACUCAUUUACGUAAACUUUAAGUUCAUUUUCUCACCAAUUAAUUCAUUAUUCAAUAUUCAUAAAUUCCUAUUAAUAGUUUUCAUCAAGAUGAAUCACAAGCGUUUCACAUCAUUGGCGUCUGUAUAUUGUUUUAAAAGAUAUACAACCACUCGCCUUUGAUUCGUGUUUGUACACUUAUCGUUUAUCAACACGGCCACUCAUAUUGUAUAUAUUAUUUAUACAAUAGUAUGCCAUAUAUCGUUUGUGCAUCAGCAUGUGUAAACUUGCAUUUAAUUAAUGAGAAUCAGAGAUUUCAUUAGUGAUAGUUCAAAUCAUUGCCACAUCACUAGCCUGCGAGCAGGCUCUCUGGGGAAAGAGAGCCUGCAAGCAGAGCCUGCAAGGAUCCCUAUCAUGAUUGCGUGCCGCCCUUCAAUUAUGAUGUCACAGGUCAAUUAAUAACAACCAAUCAGCGCAGACCUGAAUAAACUACGAUGUUGUAAACAUAAACCGAUUCGUUAAUAUAGUUUCGUAUGAUACAGACCGCCACUGAGGCAUACUAAAAAAGUUAAAACGGCUCGAGGUUUUACAGUGUAAUAUAUCAAGUUGUACUUUUUAUUACAAACUGCAUGUGUUUCUCCUGUAAGCACAGUAAGUUUAAAGUUGUAUAUUACCCGCUAACUAAUUCAGUUAUUUGGAAUUGCUUCGUGCUGCAAUAUAUAAUAUAUACUGUAUACAGUCUAUAUAUAUAGUAAUAAUAUAACUUACUGAAAUUUAUGGCUUUGGUGAGACAUAGACAUAUAUGAUAUACCACGGACAUUGGACAUAAUUUAAUAAUAUGUUUAAUAGUUCAAAUUUUGCAACAAAAAGUGGAAUUGCAGUAAACAUGCAUGUGAUAAUUAUUGUAAACAAAGUGACGAGUAAAUUACUGUACAUUUUAACGCCGCAUACUUAUAAAUAUUAAAAUAAUAGUCAGUAUAACAUUGUAAAACAAGCUUAAUACACACAAUAUACACUGAAUAUUAUCAGAAUAAUUCCCAAUAUUGUUUCAUAAAAGAGAAGCGAUAUAAUGCCUUGUCCCUAGGUUUCGGUUUGCGAAUUUGUGCAGUCCUUCUCAAGAAUUAUUCUUAGCCUAGGAGUCAGACAAGCCAAGGACACAAUAAAGCAUGCAAGCUUUUAGUAUUCGUCUUUAUAUGAAUACUAUAUUAAUUUACGGUAAAAAGUCAACCAGGAUCAAAAUACAUGACACUUUUAUCUCUACAUUGCCGCAAUUCCGAAGCAUUGCGUUGCUCGGUUUUACAAACGGGAAGUGCAAGUUUAUGGAAGCUUGUCAAUCACUUCAUAUGAAUCAGUUAUCAACCAAUCAGAGCUCUGCGUCCAAAUAUUGGACGCAUGCACGCAAUCAUCAUAGGGAUUCUUGCAGACUCUCUUUCCCCAGAGAGCCUGCUCGCAGGCUACCACAUCACUUUCUAUUCUCUUAACGCUUAUGUUACUGUGUGGUGAUGAAAGAAACAAAUUCCAAUAGUCAGAAUGUUAUCAUGAAUUUUUCAAGAAAAUCCUCAAAUUCCCAAAUAUUAACAUAUAAAAAUUUUUAGGUCCACCAAAUGCUCUCGAGGGAUUUCACUUAAAUGGACAAUGUAACAAUUUCACUGCGAUGCUGAGUUGGCACAGCCUGCCGAUAUACAAUAAUUCGGAAACUGUCGUUAUUAUCGAAUGGCGUACAACGUAUGGCCCUGUUGACAAAUGGACUAGAGUUCCUGGCGAAGUAAACGCCACUGUGGGGCAGGCUAAAGUGGAGAAUUUAUCACCUUGGUCAAAAGUUCGAUUUAGAGCAAUAGCGCAAAACAGUUAUGGCUAUGGUCCUGCUUGUGAACCAACAAAAUUUGAAAGCUGUGAGACUUCACCCACUCGUAAGUAGUCAAUAAUAGCAAGGCACUACCGCAUUUGCCUGCUUAAAUAAAUAUGUAUUAGUAAAAUAAUAAAUAUAUCUAUAAAUCUUAAUUAAUGCUUUACCUUUAAAUUAGAUCGAUUAGCGUUAAGUUUCACCAAUAAAAUUAGUACAUAAUGAGUAGUUACAUAAGUCAUACAUAAAUUUUAUUUAAUGAAGAAAGAGAUGAAGAAGAAGAAGAAAUUUAUUGAGCACUAUUAGAUUACAAAUACAUGAAUAAUUAUUGCAGGGUACAUAAGUAUAUAGGUGUAGUGCUGGUCGCCUGUAAUAACCAUAAAAGGCUAUCGGGACAAGCGACCAUUAAAAGCAAACAUUAUACAUUUACGAACAAUUGGGGAGAUUGUAGAAUUCCACUGUAUAUACUGUAAACUGUAUACUGUACCACCUCAGGUACUACAUCGUCAAGUUAUAUCAUAGACAAUCCAAUCUAUGGUUAUAUCUUGCCACGUGGCAAUUUUUUCUGUGACAAUAUUCGUGAGGUGAAAGGUGUAACAAGGUUUACUCACUAUAUAGUGCUGUAUAUUCAGCCAUAUAGUAUAUUCAGCCAUAAUAUAUAUUCAGCCAUAGUAGGCCGCUAUAUUCAGCGUCGUGAAGAGGUAAAAUGUGAGUUGGGAUUUGCCUGUACUUUUUACCCAAGUAAACUGGAUUUCGACCAGCGGAGGUGUAAUUUACACUCGCUGUAUGGAAAUGGAAUAUGGCAAAUCAGUUGGUCGGGUGAUUGGAAUUAUGACAAAUUCGGAUGGAAAUCUUUAAUUAAAAUUAUUUACACGGUAGCUUAUUCAGUGGAUAAGUAUUUACAGCACAGCCACUGGUUUUCAAAGGGCCGUGUAUAUACUAAACUAUGAAAUACAAAAUAUAUAUAGACAAAUAAAUAAAGACUAUUUACAAAGUAUCAGUAAUUAUUGGCAUCAAAUUUAUACCUAAUCAUAUACUUUAAUCGUUGUUUAAAGGACACGAUUGAUAGCUUAUUGUAAUUUUCGAUGGUUUCACUUGAGAGUUUCACAAUGGGAUUCUAGCUCUUCAAGACUCCCUAUAUUAAUUUUUUUAGGUCCUGUUAAAUGCCCUGAAGACAUCCUUGCCAUACGUGGAGCUCCAGGUGUUCUGGAUAUUAAGUGGAAAGUGAGUCAACAUUCAAAUAUUAGAAAAUUAUCAGCAUCAUCUUUUUCGUGUAUGUCGGUUUCUAUGAGGCUACAAAGUGCAUAAGCAAUAUACUACAUGCGCAAUUACAAACGAGUCAAACUACCACGCUAUGAACUUCCAGACGCAUGAAACGUUGAUUUUUUUACUUUAUUAAGCACGGCAAAAAGCGAGGGGAUUAUUUACCCCUUUUUUGGCAAACAUUUCCUCGAGAAUUUUCAGAAAAAUGUACUCAUAGUUCUAUAAUCAAUCAAAUAUACGUUUCUGAAUAAAACCCGCUCAACCAUUUACUUAUGAACUUAUGACAGGUAACUGAUUUUACCUGAAUCCAAUCGUACGCAUAGCCAAGUUUAAAGCUGGAUAGACGCACGGAAUUACGUCACAAUUAAGGUAGCCAAUAGCAUUCCCUUAUUUGUUUAGAUCAUGUACGCUUGAUAUUUGUACAAUUUCGACUUUUUCAAAUUUCCAAAUGUUUGGGUGGAUAAAAAGUAAACUAUUUACCUGUUUAAUUCGGGGUUUUUCUUUUUAUAAUAUAAAACAAAUAGAUAAGAUUUUGCCGUUGUCUGUUCAGUUAUAGAUACACAAAAGUAACCCCCUUUUUUGUUCUUCCCUAAGGAACAGACAACGGCAAAAUCUUAUCUAUUUGUUAAAUAUAACAUGUGGUUCAGUUUCCAGGAUAAUUAACACCAGUGCAAAACAAAGUCAGAGACCACAACAAUGCAUAAAAUUACAUUUUUUGUCAUCAGGCAAUGACUGAAAUUGAUUUUAAUGGCCCUGGUUUUAACUAUGUCGUGAAAUACAAACGCCCCAGUGAUUCAACGUGGACGAAAACUGUCUUGGAUAGAAAUAAGGAGCAGUUUACAAUUCCAAAUGCUGGAACAAAUCAGUUGUGGCAUUUCACGCUGCAAGCAAACAACAGUGAAGGUCUUGGUCCUAUGUGUUUGGAAAGUAGUGCAUACUCUGGACAGUCAAGUAAGUUUAGAAAUACUGUAGCUAUAAAUGCGUUUUGGCAUGGGAGCCAUGAGAAUUAACAACACCAGGGGCCAGUUGUUCAAAAGCUGGUUACCUUAACGCUGGGUUAACGUGAAAUUCAAAGCAUACUUCCCAGCAGCUUGUUUAUAAACUUAGAAAUAUCUUUUCAGAAAUCUUGUCAGGAUCAUAAGAAGUUUAUUUUCUAACGUUUUGAAAUGAACAGACAUACAGAAAAACAUAAACCAAAGCAAUGGUUUUUAACCCAGGGUUAAGCAAUCAAUUUUAACCCAGGGUUAGCUCUAACCCACCUUUAAACAACCGGGCCCAGGGCAAUAGUUUCUAUAAAUAUAAUGUUGCAACUCAGCAGACAUCUGGAGCGGGGAUCGAAAACAACAUUUACAUCUACAGUAUAUUAACAGGGACGUAGCGACCGGGGGGUGUGGGGGGUGUAACCCCCCCCCCCCAACUGUGAAACUCAAGAAAAAUCAGGUAAAAUUCAAGUUAAAAUUUUGACAUUUUCAGGUAAAAUUUGCGUAAUAAAGAAAUACCUUUUGUGAAAUGAUAACCAUUUUUGUAAAAUACAGUAAUUUACAUCCAAUUUGUUUGCGAAUUUGCUUUAGAAAACGCCAGAAAUGCAGUCCUAGAGCUUCAAAAAUGUAAAAAUUUUCUGGGGAAAAUUUAGUAUGACAGUGCAAAUCCAAAACUUAGUAUGACAGUGCAAAGCAAUCACAAAAAGCUUUGUUAGCAUUAUUGCACUUCAGGUAAAUUUUUAAUAUUGAAAUUCAAAUUUCAGGGUAAAAUCCUCCGACCCCCCCCCCAACUUCAGAUGUUUCGCUACGUCCCUGAGUAUAUAUAUCAUGCCAACUUGCCAAUAAUGGUAAAGGUCUAUCUGCAGUACUCCUGCUAUUUGCGAGGCCUGUUACGUUGCGACAAUUACGUGUCUGUCUAAUGGAUAAAAGUUCACUCGAUCAUUGCCUUAAAAUGCACAACAACGGCAACUCAGAAAUAAAGAAAGAAUAAAUAGAGCUCGAUUAGCCUUGGUUUGCUGGUCUAUGCAUACCUGCAUGGAAUCAAUUUUACCAUUUUAUAACUUUAACUUUACCAUUUUAUCAAUUUAAGUCACAUCAUCGAUAUUGGACUUAUAUACAGUAUGCCAAACAUGUUCUUAAACAUUGUGUGGCCCUGGUCGUCAUUUUAAAUGAAGAAAUGUUUAAUUCAGCUAUUAUAUUUAUUAUUUUUUGAAAUGUAUUCUAAUCUUUCAGAACCUGGCUUCAUAUCCGAAAUAAUAAUCAAAGAAAUUGGAACGUCAAGCGUCCUAUUAACAUGGCCUCCACCAAUAUCUGAUCUUUGGAAUAUAAAUGGAUACAGGGUAAGUAUAGGUAUAACCAUCAGCAUUUUUGGGCGUCUCACUCUUGAAGACUUUUGUGGAUGGAAAUUUCGAAUGUAAAUUCUGUACAUUUAUUUGGACGUAACCAGGAACAGCUGCGAAAAAUACAACUAUAGGCCCUUGGUGUAUAUAUACACGAACUUGUAGUUAGAGCUCGACAAUUGGACUAUGUAAAUCAGUUGGUUAAAAGAAGAGGAAUAAUAAUUUAAUUUGUACAACUAGUAUUAUAUAAAUGGUAUAAAUACAUAUGAAAUAAGGAGUAAAAGUUAUGUAAAGGUAUAUAGUAAUUAAUGUGCACAGUGGUCAAAGUAGCGUAAGGCUUUUGAGACACAAGUGUGUAAAAUUCACACUUUUGGCAAAACUACUCCGCCUUUUGCCACAGAAUAAAGAUCAGUAACAGAAGGGCCACUCAGCGAUGCAACAUGUCCUCGUUUUUUAUGCAAAAAUAUGCAGUUUACUGGCCACGAAGGCGGAGAAGCAGCCAGUACAGCGUGUUUAUUGGCCAGAAAAUGUCAAGGACUGGCUAGGAAAAUGGUGGCCAACAUGCGUAAUGCGACAUGCGCAAGGACACAAAAACUUCAAAGCUUCCGACGUAAGUGGCCCUUCUGUGUGGAUCUUUAUUCUGUGGCGCUGCACCGGAAUCUACGGUGGCCGAUAAGGGCCACCUCUGCUGCGUGGAAACGCAACUGUGCUGCAUGGAAGUGCGAGUUUGUUGCAUGGAAAUUGACGAUGUCUGUACAAAUGAUUCAAUCACAAAGCUUUUCAAUGGAAUGUUGUUUGUCAGAAGCUGUUAUGCACGUCGCAUAAUAUUUAUCGCAUUUCCUCGCUCUCUACUUAA